Perca fluviatilis (European perch) is the source of this 3061-nucleotide messenger RNA. RefSeq names its product solute carrier family 13 member 1 (gene slc13a1). The transcript is spliced from 16 exons. The record is from RefSeq and is a predicted model, not a curated record. Gene Ontology annotation, biological process: monoatomic anion transmembrane transport. Gene Ontology annotation, cellular component: membrane. Lineage: Eukaryota; Metazoa; Chordata; Actinopteri; Perciformes; Percidae. The coding region runs from base 420 to 2174 and encodes 584 amino acids. Gene Ontology annotation, molecular function: sodium:sulfate symporter activity.
CCCGAUCACACUGUGCUUUGUAUCUCUCCCAGAGUCGUGUGGACGGACGCGUGGCGUGAACAUAGCAAAGUCUCUGCUCUAUUUAAACAAACUAGUGUGGAGUUAGGCUCAGUUUAUCUCUCUUCCUGUGCGUUACAAGAGGUUUCAACAGCACUGAUGUAUGCAGAUGCUUUCACACCCACGAAGAGCCUGAGGGGGCAGUGAGAGAUAACCGGCGAUCGCUAAGCAGCUUUGGAAUCCUACUCAUAAAACUCCCAGCAGAUAUGGACACAUAACCUGCGACCGCCGACACUUUCGAGGCCAAACCUGACACAGUGUUCCUGAUAGCUCAACGACAUUGUGAGCCGCUUUUAGCUUAACGGCAAUAGGAUACCAAGAGAAAACCUGCAGAACAGAAGAGAAGAAAACACAAUAAGAAAAUGAAAAUGCUAAUGGGGUUGAGAAGGGGUCUGUGGAACUAUCGCAGCAUCGCCCUGAUUAUCCUUGCACCGCUGCUGCUGCUUCCUCUUCCUCUAGUCAUCGGGACGAAGGAGGCAGAAUGUGCCUUUGUGUUGCUGCUGAUGGCGACAUACUGGAUGACAGAGGUGAUUCCUCUGCCCAUGACCGCCAUGCUUCCCGCCAUCCUCUUCCCCACCUUUGGCAUCAUUAAGUCCUCACAUGUGGCGAAGGAGUACUUUAAAGACUUCCACUUCUUGCUGGUGGGCGUCAUCUGCCUCGCCACGUCCAUCGAGAAAUGGGGCCUCCACCGCCGAGUCGCCCUGAGGCUCGUCACCAUGGUGGGAGUCAACCCUGCAUGGUUGAUGUUGGGCUUCAUGUCCGGCUGCGCAUUCAUCUCCAUGUGGGUCCAAAACACCUCGGCUGUUGCCAUGGUGAUGCCCAUCGUGGAGGCUGUUCUCCAGCAGAUCCUGAAGGCCAAGGAAGAGGGAUUUGUCUGCGAAGACAACCCCGGCCUGCAGCUGGACGAAACUGACAACCAUUUUGAAAAGAUGAAAGAAGCUGCGAGUGACCAGAAGCGUCCAGAUGUUCCUGAAGACACUCGUGUUCAGAUACAGACACCGUCGCAGUCUGUUGAAGCGCAGCCGGGAGCUCUCAGCAGGUGUAAACAGGACCUGAUGAUGUGUAAAGCCAUGUGCCUCGGCAUCGCCUACUCCUCCAACAUCGGAGGCAUCUCCACACUGCCCGGCACCUCGCCCAACCUCAUCUUCUCCGAGUACCUCAACCAGGUUUACCCGAACUGCAACUGCAUUAACUUUGCGAACUGGCUGGUGUUGUGCCUGCCCAUCAGUGUCAUCAUGCUGCUGCUGACAUGGAUAUGGCUGUACUGGCUCUUCUUUGGCUCAGACUUCAGGUUCCUGUGUCAACGUGGAGGAGAGCAGUCUCAGAAAGAGGCAGCAGCAAGAAAAGUGAUUGAAGAAGAGUACAGGUCGCUGGGACCCAUGAGCUCUCAGGAGAUCGUCACUGCGGUGGUUUUCGUGACGAUGGUGUUGUUGUGGUUGACCAGAUCUCCAGGUUUCAUGCCAGGCUGGGCUUCUCUCUUCCCUCAUCACACGGGCUACAUCACUGACGCGACUGUGGCUCUUCUGCUGGGCCUCCUCCUCUUCAUCAUACCCGCCUACGGACCUUCCAGACAAUAUGAGGCCAUGAUCUCCUGGGAUAAUUUCCAGGCCUUAAUGCCGUGGAAAGUGGCGCUGCUGGUCGGCGGAGGCUUUGCACUCGCUGAAGGCACAAAGGAGUCGGGCCUGUCUUUGUGGGUGGCCGAGCUUCUGACACCUCUGGGUGAACUGCCAGUCUUGGCCACGAUCGCGAUCGCCUGCAUCAUCGUCACCACAGUAACAGAGUUCGCCAGCAACGCCGCCACCAUCACCAUCUUCCUCCCCAUCCUCUCUCCUCUGGCUGAGGCCAUCCAUGUCAACCCGCUGUACGUCCUGAUCCCCACCACCCUCUGCACAUCCUACUCCUUCCUGCUGCCGGUGUCCAACCCGCCCAACGCCAUCGUGUUCGGCUACGGACACAUCACCGUCAUGGACAUGGUGAAGGCGGGGCUUGGCGUCAACGUGAUCGGCGUCCUUGCCACCCUGUUGGCCGUGACGACAUGGGGAGUGCCGUUAUUCUCCCUGAAUACGUACCCUGACUGGGCGCCGCUCCUCCCCGAGUUCAACUCCACUGCACCGUGAUGAUGGGUGCCUAGGCAUAGAUCUUAUUGUGAGGUUCAGGGACUUUUUAAAGCAGUUUGUUCUCAUAAACCAUUCGUACAUAUAGCUACGAAAAAUAAUGCACUUUGAUUCGUAUGUAUACCACGUAUUUAUUGCCGUAUGCCCCACAUUGACUGCCUCUGUAUAAGAACGCUCUGGUCCGCCUGGGGAGGAGGUCGGGGCGGAUGGGUGUGUCAUAAAACACAGCGCUUUCAGGCGGGGGAGCGGAGUUUGUGUCCCUGGGAAAACACAAGACUCUCACCCAGGAAACUGCGCUCAUGUAUCGGGAGUGGUUUAAUCCAAACCACUAGGGCUUGGUAAUCGGAAAAGAUUUCCUGAAUCGAUUCGAUUCCGAUUCACAAAGUCCCGAUUGGAUUUCAUUUCCGAUUUGAUUUCACAUGAAUUAGGUUGGGGAAAUUUACAGUACCAAUUUUGCUUUGCUUGGAUAUAAAAGAGAUUCUCAGAGAACUUCUGCUGUAAAUUAUACAAGCAAGAAGGAACCCUUAAAUAUUUUUUUUAAUGCACCAGGUUCAUGUUUACGUUAAGUUUUGACCCCCAAAAGGUUUGUUUAAAGGACUUUUUACUUAUACCUUCAUAGUGAAAAGGCAUAUAAUAAAAGAUAGAUGUCUGGAUUUUAUUUAUUGAUAUCAGAUCACUCGAACAAAGAUCGAAUUAUUUGGAGAAUCGAUUAUUUUAACCCAUCCCUACAUACCACACUCGUUUUCCUAAACUUAACUAGUUGUUUUGGUGCCUAAACUUAACUGUUGUCGCUGCAUGACAGUUACCUUUUGUAAGCUAAACUUAACUGCAACGGCCACUGAAAUGAUGGUAACCUCACAGUGCUCACCUGGCUCACAUUCUUUUGUCGG